Molecule: messenger RNA, 3125 nt
Organism: Drosophila ficusphila
Lineage: Eukaryota; Metazoa; Arthropoda; Insecta; Diptera; Drosophilidae
Exons: 3
Coding region: 31-1026 (331 amino acids)
Molecular function (GO): protein binding
Source: RefSeq, a predicted model, not a curated record
UCUGCAGUUCGAAUCUUACAGUGAACCUUGAUGGAUCCCACCAAAGAAAUGGUUGUCUUAAGAAUUUUGAGUUUAAAUGACGACUGUCUGUUAAAUAUUUUCAAGUAUUUAAGUGUUAAGGACCUCGUAACCCUAGCAGAAACCUCUACCAGGUUUCGGGAUAUUCUGCGUGAAAAGCAACCAGCUGUUUAUCCAGUGUACCACGAAAACGAUCCCGAGGGAAAAAAACCGGUGUUAUAUUACUCAGCGGCUUCCAUUAAGCUCUUCAAAAUCGUAAAUAAUAACGUGAGAACACUGGGUGUAGUACAAGGACACGACUACGACAAGGAGGAUCUGGGAAACGCGGUCAGGGACUUUCGAGUCCUCACAAAAGCUAAAAACAAAAUCGAUCUGCGACAUUGCCUGCUAGAAAUUUCCAGGCUUGAGGAUUUGUUUCGGUUUUCCUCUCAAAGUCGCGACUAUUUGAGUAUCAACGUGCCGUCUUGCAUAUGUUACCUUAAGGAAUUUUUCCGGCUUAUUCCCGAUCUGCGGGAACUACGAUUGUCUGGAUUCGCCAAGUGCUCCGGCUGUGUUGAAACUAUACUGAAGUGCUUUCCCAAGUUAGACGAACUCUGGAUCCGAGGUGCCUGCCUUAAAUUUCGAUCCGAUUACGAAUUGAUAUCGCAGAUCGGAACACUGACGAAACUCUCGCUGAGCGUUGGAGGGCCCAACUGCUUGGAGCCCUUAACCAACUUGACUGAACUUCGAUCCCUGUACGUGGAGAGUAUCUUCAGCUACAUAUCCCCAGCAGAAAUCAUAGAAAUCAUACAGAGUUGUAAGAAGCUGGAGUUCCUGUACUGCUACUAUAUAAAUCAUGGCCAACAGCCUCAUAAUUCUAUAGCGGACUUCUUCAAAAGGAUUAAAACGAUUCGAGAUCCGAGUCGACAAAAUCCCCUUCAGCUGCAUACGUAUUUGGAUCCGCCUUUGUCCGAGGAAAAUAAACAGCUAAUCGAUAAGGCGUAUUUCGAGUACCGCCGUCACCCCUAGGAUUUUCAUCUGCACUUACCUUUAUAGCAUUAUAAAAAAAAAUUAUAAUAAGUUAUACUUCACCCUUUCCACCUCGUCAAUAAAGAUUCACGGGUAAAUGUUACUCAAUGAUUUAUAUAUUUUCAUGACUUUCGCUCAUAUAGAUUUAAAUACGCUUUAAUAAAUUUGUAUGCUUGUCAACGAUUUCCGGUAUUCAAUUUAGCUGAUUUACAAUCGUCGUCGCCAUCGGACUACAUUAAAAUGUAUGUAUCGUAAGUAAAUAAUUUAAGUAUUAAUAACAUCUUGCGUUUGCACGUGUUGCACUUAAGUCGUGUAUUUGCUCUGUUCGUCAGUUACCUUUAUAUCUCGUUAGUUAUUUCAAGUUCAAUUCGAUUGCUGCUGGCGUAAAUGAGUUCGAAAAAUAAGAGAACCGAAACUGUUCCGGGGACUUGUAUAUGAAAUAAAUAUUUACAAAAGUUACAAUUAAUUUAUGGAGUGGCGGAAUGUGGCCGGUGCUCACCAAAAAACCGUGUCGAUAACCCUAAAUGAAUUGCUUACAAAAUUUUUGGAUGCCUCAAGCAUUUGUUAAUACGUACACAUAUCUCUAAAAAUGUUUAACUAUAUUACUUCGAGUUCUUGGCUUUAACAUUAGUUAUCGAAUAGUGUUUUGCUGUCGUUUCGUUUGGUUUUGUUGGGUGUUGUGUGAGUGCUUGUGUUCUUAUCAAUUCGAAAAGCGGACGAUGUGACAUUUACUAUCGUCACGUAAUAAAAGUUGUGUUUAUUCUUUACAGUGUGUUGUCUGCGGGUGUCUGUGUGUUGGAGUGUUGGUUGUGUGGGUGUGUGGGUGUGUGAGUGUGUGAGUGAGUGAGUUCGUAUUCCCUUUACUGAUAUGUUUCUAAGAGGCUAACUCGCAUCCUGGCUCAUCGCUGGCAACUAAACAGGGCAAAACCAAGCCAGUCGGACAGAUCGGUCGGGAUAGCUUUCGGGGAAACCUGCUGCCGCAUCGGCGCACUUAAACGGCUAACAAAACACCUUCGCACGCUUACUCAGAAUGGAAUGUGGACAAACAACUUGGGUUGCAAUAAUUGACUAAGCACGCUCCUCGGCGGGGAAACACCCCAGGCGAAGCCAUGCAAUUUUAUUGCUUACGUAUUCGGAGAACGGAACUAGGGAACUAGGGAACUAAACAUCGAGUCGACUGCCUAGGGUAGAUCUAACUAACUCAACUAACUAGCAUACAUAACACAUACACGCUCCGUAACUAACCGUAACUAACAGUGGGGCUUGGGGCCACGCGAUCCCGAGAUGCCUCUGAAGAGGAAUUGCCCGAAGGCCGGAGCCCCAGCCCCAUAAAUAACAACAUCUACGUCCAACCGACCUCGAUCUCUCUGCGCGCAAAUCAGAUUACAUCGGGGACCAAGCCAAGCCAAGCUCUGUCGAUAAGCCCUAAGCCCUACUCACACGCACAUAUACUUAUAGAUAUAGAAACGAACUGGUUGCCCAACGAUUUCACUACUUUGACAUUAUGAAUUUGAACGAUACGCGAACGAACGGAUUACAUAUGGUACAGAUAUAGCCUGGCCGUGCGGACCUAGCCUAUCCUCAAGCUUCCGAUGUGCGGGCUUAGCGCGGGUUUGAAAAAUAGUUCGAGCUAUGUGGUACAUGGUAUAUCCUUUAGUUGUAUAUAUAUAGGGUGUAAAUAUGCGAGAUGCAAUUGCGAUGCGUGUAUAUUCUAGUUGUAUAUCCUUAUAAGUGGCAUUCAAAAUAUGAAUAUUUCGGUUUCAUUUGUUGCUAUUUAGGCUUUCUGGUGACUUCGUCUAUAUGCAUUCUGCUGGCUGUGUCCUGAAGGCGGUAAAUAAGGUUGCUCUGUACACGAGAGGAUUGGCUCUGCUAUUUACACCGUGGCAUUACGCUUAUAGUAUCCUUUAUAGUUAUAGUAUUUAGGUAUUAUUUAUGUUAGGCUCUUUGUACGACUCGCGCGGCUCCGCAACUUUGCAUUGCAGUUCGGGUAGCUCAUGCCCUAAUGCUCUCAUUCCUCUUGUAAAAAUACGCAGAUCGAGUUCCGCGGAUCUGCCAGGGACCUUCUCUAGACUAGGAUACUGUUCAUUGCUUUUAUAUAA